GAUGGGCGGCGGGGCGCGGGAGCUGGCCGGGUACCUGGCGGCGCUGGGCGGGUGGGUGGCGGCGCUGGCGGCGGCCGCGCUGCCGCAGUGGAGGCAGAGCUCGUACGCGGGGGACGCCAUCAUCACGGCCGUGGGGCUUCACGAGGGGCUGUGGAUGAGCUGCGCCGCGCAGAGCACCGGGCAGGUCCAGUGCCGCCUCCACGACUCGCUCCUCUCCCUCGACGUUCACAUCCAGACUUCCCGGGCUCUCAUGGUGAUUUCUCUCCUCCUGGGCUUCUUUGGCAUCAUUGUGAGCGUGGUGGGCAUGAAAUGCACCAAAGUUGGUGAAGAGGAUCCCGUUACCAAGAGCCGCAUCGCUGUUGCUGGAGGUGUCCUCUUUGUCCUCUCCGGUCUGUGCACGUUGGCUGCCGUGUCCUUGUACGCAACACAGGUGACUUACGAGUUCUUCAGAGAGAGCACCGUUCCCAUCAACGCCAGGUACGAAUUCGGCUCGGCUCUCUUCAUCGGCUGGGGGGCCGCCAGCCUCACUGUGCUGGGGGGCUCCCUCCUGUGCUGCUCCUGCCCCGCCAAGGAGCAGCGAGGACAGCAGUACUACCGGCAGUCGCAGCCUUCGACAGCUCGGGAAUGCUCCGGAGCAGCAGGAUGAUGCUGGGGGAACGAUGCUGGUCCCACGGGGGUGUGCUGCACAGAAGCGCUUUGUGCUGUGACACCUCCCUCUCUGCAUCCUGGUUUUGGGAACAAGUGGAGAGCGAAACCAGUGCUGGGUUUACCCGGGAUGAAGCUGCUGCUCACUCACCUCCAUCAGACCCAGCCCAUCCCUGCGCCUCGCUUUUGGCAGAGGGAUGCUUUCAGGGUGCAAGCAUUCCUCUGCCUCAUUGCUACCCAAAAGCAACAGUUUUUUUAAAGGACUAUUAAUUCUUGAUUUGAGUCCAGUUGCUGGUGCUCCAGCUGAGCUCUGCCAGCUAAAAUCUGCCCUGGGUUUAUUUCUCACCAGGCACAAACAUGUGGCCUUGUUAAGCAGAAUAAAUGGCAUUAGGCAAAUUAAAGCAGGCAAAAUGGGGGCUUUGAACUCAAAGCAGAGGUUUGUUUUUAUUUUUGGUGCCCAGCACAGCUAUUUCGGGUAGCAGAUGGUCAGACCCAUGAAUUUUGAUGCUUCCUCCUGUGUCCAAAUCCCUCUUCCCCCAACAGGAUCCCCUGGAGCAGGCAGUGAAGUCUUCAAACGCAGACAUGCUAAUUGUCUCCACCUCCUUGUACCUCGUAUCGACCGCUACUAACUGCUCUGCAAACACCGUAGCUCCAAUUUCAUACAUAAAUUCCCCAAAACCCACCGUACUUCCAUCCCUCCAUCCCUCCAUCCCUCCAUCCAUCCAUCCAUCCAUCUUGCAUAUGCUAUGACACCUAAUCUGCAGGAAAAAACAGUGGAAAUGAUCCAAAGAGCUUGAUCAUAUAUUUUUUAUUAUUGUUAUGUGGUUUUUAAUCCUGAUUAGCUGAAGUAGCUGAUUUUUUACAUUUGAUUUUGCUCUGUUUUAUUUUUCUAUAUUUUAUUUCAUUUCUCUCUCACACAGGACUAACAGCCCUCUUUCUCUUUUAAAUUGCAGACCCCCUGUAAAAAUGUCUUCUUCACCCAUCAGGGGAGAACAGUGCUUAUAGUCUAUCUUCAUCCAUCAGGUGCUUGGUUGGCUGAACCCAACUUAUGGGGUUCCCUUCCAAAAAUGCACACCAAAAACUACUGCAGUGAGGAUUGAAAAGGAAACUUGUGCCUUAAAAAAAAAAAAAAAAAAAAAAUCAAUCAAAAAAGCAUUUUUAUAUCAAGAGCACAGCACUGUGUAGAAUAAUGUUUUUAUUCUUUUAAUUGCAUUAACUUUUCUAUGGGAUGCAUGGCCGUGGGAAUGGGACUGGUUGGGAUUUUUAAAUACAUUUUUUUGCUGAUUGUUUGUACUAAAAAUUGUGACUCAGUGGUAUUAAAAUAUUUCCAAUCAUGGG
Tyto alba (common barn owl) is the source of this 1983-nucleotide messenger RNA. It is a transcript of the gene CLDN19, whose product is annotated as claudin 19. The transcript is spliced from 5 exons. Lineage: Eukaryota; Metazoa; Chordata; Aves; Strigiformes; Tytonidae. Bases 2 to 646 code for a protein of 214 amino acids. Gene Ontology annotation, molecular function: structural molecule activity. The record is from RefSeq and is a predicted model, not a curated record. Gene Ontology annotation, cellular component: bicellular tight junction; plasma membrane. Gene Ontology annotation, biological process: cell adhesion; bicellular tight junction assembly.